UGAUAUUAAUGUAAAGAAUUGAAAUAUUGAAUAAGAUUUAUUAAAAAAAAAAAAUCCUAAAACACUGCUUACUAAAGCUAGUAGAAGGUGCAUAUUUUGAAUAUAUUUCUUGGGAAAAUAUAUUGCACAGAAUGAUAGAUACUUUAUUAAUCCCAAGGGGAAAUUCACAUACUCCAGCAGCAGCAUACUGAUAAAAAAAUUAUGACUUCUUUAAUUGGAAUUAGUCAUCUUUCAUUAAAGACUGGUGGUAAAGUAUGUAGUUAAAAACAAUAGUGCCAUAGAGGUGUAGAUCACCGGUUUCUGCACACUUUGAGAUUAUUGAUAAUAAAAAGCUGUAUUAAGUAAUAUAUACGUAUCUGUUUAAUACUUAAAAGCAUUAUUCAAGCUAGUGUACUUUUUUUUUUUUACCCCGUAGUUUUAUUGCUCUUUAUCUACUAUAGUGAAGUCGUAUCCUGACAGUUUCUAAAUGCAGAACAUUUCUUAUUACAUCCAUAUUUGUUCUUUAUUAAGAAUCACAUUUGUGUCUUAUUUAAUUUCAAUCAUUUUUAUAACUGGUUGGCAAGUUGUCUAACUAAACUUACUUAAUCAGGUGAUCCUGUAAAAUCAUAGAUAUGCUUGCUUUCCGGAAUUUUAUCGAAAAUGCAUUCCUUCUUUUAGCUUUAUCAAACCGUGUUUUAAGUUUCACUCAAUAUUUUAAUUCUUUGUUCAACUCCUAACUCCCACUCCAAAGUUACCAAAACAUUGCAUGACAGGUGACAAAGAUGCUGUUGAAACAAAAUGUAUACAGCUAUCAAUUGCUAGAACCCUAAUUUUGCAUCAGAGGGCCAAGGUGACCCAGAGCCUCUCACUGUUGUGACUGAGGACAAGACUGAGACGAGCCCUGAAUCGUAAUCAGACCAUCAAUGUUAACAAUAACCUUAGUGAAAACUUUGUGAUGUAUAUAACUCCACUCCACCAGUUAUAAGUAAAGCAAAAAUUAAUGAGUAGUUCUCAUUGCAGAUUAAGAAAUUUUUCUAGAUGAAAACGCAUCAACCAAUUCCCCUAAACUAUGCUGUCAAUGUUUUAAAUGUUAGUAAUACAUUAAAAAAGAACGUUUCACCCUUUGUAGUUGUGAAGAAGUAGUCACGUUUUUCAUGUUACUUUUUAGAGUUAUAUGCUGGAUUUCUUCUCCAACCCCAUACAGGAAGAUUGGUGGAUUUUGGAUUGGGCUUGUAAUGGGAUGUCAGUAGAACAGUUAAUCAUUAUGCUGAUAGGAUUUGAGUCCUUAGUAUAAAAAAUCAGUACUGUGUCUUUAAGACGUCUUUGUCUGGCGAGUACCUUAUUUACCCUUUCGAUCCAACCUAACUUGUUCUUUUACGCUACGUAAGUGGCGUAACUAAACUGGUUAGUGUGAUAGGCGCAUUGCGCAGAUAUUGGUGAAUUUCCUUCCUCUGUUAUGAAUGUGGUGUCUGGACGCAUGGAUACGUGGUUAGCGUAGCUGCCCCCCAAUAUAGGGGGUGCUGCUCGGCGAACCGGCGCGCAGGCAGAUGCGAGAAUCUCCAUCACUUCUCCAGCUUUCAGGGAUGCUAAAGUGACGGACAGCUUCACCAAUAGACAGGCUAAUCUGGUCAACACCGGCUGACCUCGAGACCAAUCGGCGCGUCGCGCGGAGGCGGGUUCUUUGCGGUUCGGUUGUCUCGCGGUCGGUGACAGCUUUCGCGUGCUGAUGAUGGCGGUAAAUAAAAGCCUUGAGAUAAAAAACACGCUUUUUUCCUUUUAAAAAUUAAGCAAAAGUGCCUAUUGUACAAACUGUCGCGGCCAUCAAGAUUAAGGGGAAACGCAAGACACCGAAUCGCGCUUGCCUUUAUAACACGAGUUUACAGCCAGUAAAAGUUUGUGGCGGUUUUUGUGCAUGUUUUUGUUUUUCGCCCCCACCGUUUUUCAAGAGUCGGAGAUUUUUUAUUUUUUUGCAAUCUACUAUCUUUAUGGUGUAUUUUACAAAGUUUAUCCAGAAGAAUAACCGACCCUGUGGAUUGAGUGUGCGCUCAAUUUGGCGCUUUUAAAUCUCAGCGACUGUCUGCUAUUCUGUUCCUUCUUCGGCCGGCUGUUGGAUUAAAGUUACGCUGGCGGUUCUCGCGGAGUUUCCUUCAGUCACACUCUUUGUUCUGCAGAUUUUACUAAUAUACUGGCUGCAACUGGGGAUUGGGCACCGAAGGCGCCAGGGGGCUUGCAACCAAUCACAAACAGCCAUAGCUGUUUAUAAAGACUGAAUUGCCUGUGAAGCAUGAAGACACCUGCACAUCAAUAUGUCUGAGAUGUUAAUAUUCCAGUCCACAUCCUUAGUGAGUACUAGGAUGAACUUUUAUACUGGGAGAUGGUCACAUUCCUGAUUGAGCGCAUGUCUUUGCUGAGUGAUGGAUCGGUGUAAACACGUGGGACGCUUGCGUCUAGCCCAGGACCACUCUAUUCUAAACCCCCAGAAGUGGCACUGCAUAGACUGCCAAACCACAGAGUCUGUGUGGGCUUGUCUGAAGUGUUCCCAUGUGGCAUGUGGGCGUUACAUAGAGGAGCAUGCUCUUAAACAUUUUCAAGAAUCGCGGCACCCACUGGCCAUGGAAGUGCAUGAACUCAAUGUGUUUUGCUAUCUUUGUGAUGACUAUGUACUGAAUGACAAUGCUGAAGGAGACUUGAAACUUCUACGGGGAGCACUUAGUACUGUGUGUAGCAAAGAAUGUGAUCCAUCUCAACCAGUUCGUCGCAGCCUCCGUUCUUUGGCCUCCAUUGAUAACUCCUCUCAUCAACAAAAGGAGACAGGCGGACAGGCUGCUAUGCAGACAGCAUUGUGGCAUCGGCGUCAGGCUCUACUUAGUAAGGCAAUGAGGGCCUGGUUCCUGAAAAGCUCAAGGGGAAGACAAAGAUUUGAGGAAGAGCAAAGAAAGAAAGAAAUUGAGAAGAAGAAAGAAGAGAUGCGUCAGCGAAGGCAAGAGGUUAAGCGACGACUGUUAGAGGAACUGGCAAGUUCACCUCCAAGGAAAAGUGCCCGCCUCCUUACCCAAGCACCAAGAGCACCUAUCAUUAUUCCCUCUAAGUUUCGGGAGCCUGCAAAUCGAACUCCCCUAUUGGUAAGCUCAGUGUCUCGUAGAUCACUUGGAAAUGCUAGUAAGCUGAGACAAUAUUAUUCCACACCUAAACGGCAAAUAACUCCUGGAGUUACAGGGCUUAGGAACCUGGGAAAUACGUGUUACAUGAACUCAAUCUUGCAAGUGCUGAGUCACUUGCAGAAGUUUCGGGAGUGCUUCCUCACACUAGAUCUCAGUGAGACGGAAGAACUUCUUGCCAAGACCUCUGGAAUAAACAAGUCUCGUGUCUCCGGGAAAAUAUUGAAUGGUACCUCUAACUCCAAUGGGGGUUCAGGUCGACAUGAAAGACUAGCCAGCCUCACAGGCAGCAAACAGGGCCUGCACCCAAAAAUAAAUGCUGCUGAGUUGGUGCAGCCAAAGGAGCUGCGCUCAUCCCGGCAGAUGUCUCUCUGCCAUGAGCUGCACACAUUGUUUCGAGUGAUGUGGUCAGGCCGCUGGGCUUUAGUGUCUCCCUUUGCCAUGUUGCAUUCUGUAUGGAAUCUCAUUCCAUCCUUCCGUGGCUAUGACCAGCAGGAUGCCCAGGAGUUUCUGUGUGAACUACUGGACAAGGUGCAGCAGGAGCUGGAAUCUGAGGGAACAAAGCGCAAGAUUGUUAUUCCUUUCUCACAGAGGAAACUCACCAAGCAAGUCUUGAAAGUUGUCAACACCAUUUUCCAUGGGCAGCUGCUCAGCCAGGUGACCUGUGUGACUUGCAACUACAAGUCAAACACAGUGGAACCAUUUUGGGACCUUUCUCUUGAGUUCCCAGAGCGCUACCACUGCGUGGAGAAAGGUGCUUCUGCCAUGGCCUUUCACGAUGACUGCACACUGACAGAGAUGCUGGCAAAGUUUACUGAAACUGAAGACCUUGAAGGAAGAAUCUACGCUUGUGAUUGUUGCAACAGUAAAAGGAGAAAGUCAUCCCCAAAGCCUUUGGUUCUUACAGAAGCAUGCAAACAGUUACUGAUCUUUAGACUACCUCAGGUCUUGCGGCUUCACCUCAAAAGAUUCAGGUGGUCUGGUCGUAAUCACAGAGAGAAGAUUGGUGUACAUGUGAAUUUUGACCAGGUUUUGAAUAUGGAGCCUUACUGCUGCAGGGACUCGCUCUCCUCAAUCCACAAGGAGAGUUUUACCUACGACCUAUCUGCUGUUGUCAUGCAUCACGGCAAGGGUUUUGGCUCAGGACACUACACUGCGUACUGCUACAACACUGAGGGGGGUUUCUGGGUCCAUUGUAAUGACUCCAAGAUGAGCGUGUGCAGCGUGGAAGAAGUGUGCAACACUCAGGCUUACAUUCUCUUCUACACUCAGCGAUGCACACCAACCAGCGUAGCUUGAGCUGAGAACCAACUCAUAAAACUCAGGGCUGUGACAUCACUGCAACAGGAACUCCUCUUACCAUGCACCUCAAAAUGGCUAACCACAGUAUGUGAAUUGGACAUGUCAUGCAACAGGUUUUCAUGGGAGGGUGGAAAAUGAGGGAAGGGGACAAAAAGGAAUGAAAGCACAGGCACAGGUGGCCUGGAGAAGAAGAACUACACUGAAGGCGGACUGACGCUAAGGAAGGAGGUGGGAGCCUGAUAUGGUGCACUAGAUUGAGAAGAGACUUGUGUAGCAGACAUAAGAAGCUGCUUGAGAGAGUGGAGGAAGCUUAGCAACAGAUUUGGAUUUUUCAUUAUUCUUCAUCUUCUUGAGAGGUGAACCCAGACCAAGAUAACACUUCAAAUAUGGCUGGCUUUGCUGGUCAGUCUUCUCCCACUCCCCUAAUCGAAAAUCAGUAUUGAAUUGGCUGGCUGCCUGUUGGCAGAACCGAAUUCACCGUAUUGUGUUAAAACUUUUAAAUCCUCCUUACUCACUACUGAGGGGAGGGAAGGCCUCGUUUAUGGGAUGGCUUUUGUUCUCAAAGAAUAGCAAAUGUAUUUAAUCCUAUUGGAUGAACCCUUACAAAAAUCUGAUGAGUAUUGAUUGAGCCGUGCAUUUACUUAGGUGCUUCCUCGCUUAACCUCGUUUGCAGAGAGCCAACAUACAGGGGUAGGGGUGGGACCAUCCCUGCUUUAAAGUAUGCAGUUUUGGUUUAGGAACUCCCACAGAAUGUGUUUGUGGCCUAUAAUAAAGAAAUAUGUUAAGAGUAGGAAAUAAAGGUCAGUAAUACCUUCUUAAUGGUGCCAUUGCUAAAGACUUUUGAGCCAUUUUUAUGUAGAUUGUAUUUGUAGGACUGAUGCGAUUUGGGGGCUUUGCCAGUGUUUUUUCACUCUCUAUAUUUUUAUUUGAAAUAUGUCUCUGGGAAUAACUGUGUUGCAAAUAGGAAAUGCAUUGGCUGUUGUGAAAUACUGCUGCACAAGACAGCUCAGGGCAAGAGCUCAGCUAGCCUGUUUCAAUCUGAACUGACAUGCACUCAGUCAGUGGAAUUUACUUGUUUUAUUGGCUGAAUGUAUGCCUUGUAAAGUCCUCAAAAUAGUUUAGAAAUUGAGUGUUUUCUAAUCAGUACACGUAGAAACACUGAACAAACAGCUUAUGAAUGUAGACUGAGAAAAUAAUUGUUCAUCCAAAGGAUAAAGAGGUUCAAAAUUACAAGACAGAAUGAUGCAUGCUAAGAUAUACACUCCAUCCAUUUCCCAAACCCACAUAUUCCUAAUCCGGGCUGCACACACCCAAGUAUCUGGAGCGUGACAGGAGAGUUAUGGGUGCAGGCAGAUAGUAAUUCUUUUGCUAAAUGGAUUAUCUGCCAAUAAAGAUAUUUCUCCCCACCACCUUGCUGUCAUUAGUAGACAGUUAAAAACAUUCCUGUCUAAGAACAGAGUGCUCAUAUUGCACUUUAUGUCCUCUUGAUGAAGGCACAAAAUUAAUAACGUAAGUCUGUCAAACUUUUGUUUUCCCAAAUAAAAUACGAGCAUUAACUUUGGCAUGAAUAGCAUAUGAGUGGCUGUACUUUUAAAAUGGACACUAUCAAACCUGAUAACUCCUAUUCAAGGUUUUGAGUGGCCUACAUCUAACAUGACUGCAUUAGGUGAACUCUUAAUAACUCAUGUACUUGAAGAGAAAUAACUGGUUUUAAAACUUGAACAUUAAAAACAAACUUAGCUAUAAUCAGCAUUUCUGCUGUCUCAGCUUGCAGCAGUGCUUCAGACAUGAGUGAGGCUACACUGAAGUGUCUUUCUCACUACUACUGCAGGGAAGGGACCUCUGAUUAGGGAAUUGUGGGUUUGCUGAGAUAGUAAUGGCACACAUAUUUAAUUCAGCACCCUUAACCCAGCAAGUUAAACUAAAGCUAAUGUUGCAUUACAUGACUUCUAGUUGGAGGGAAUGUCAGACUUGAUGAUUGCAGUUGCUGAUCUCGUCACCCGAGUAUGUGUGAGGGUUGUCAAAUUACCCAAGUGCAUGAGAAUUUUCCAUCACAGUUUUACACUUCCAAAGAAUUGCAUGCUUGCCCAACUCACUGGGGCAAUAAUAUGCUCUCUGAUAGAGUCAAAGGGUUUACAGGUAUGGCGAGAGAAUCUGCAAUUUGGGAUUCCAACACCAACCCCCACUUCAAUACUGUUGUGAUACCUAAAACAGUUUAGUCUCCUGUUUGUGAGCUCCCAAACAACCACAUUCCUUAUACUUUAUUGCUGCAUUAUAUGCAUCCUACUACUACAUUGGUUGUUAGUUGUCAUAAACACAGAGUUUGCUUCUGUGACUUGUUUAAUUUUGAUGGGGCAAGUUGCAGACUAGUUUGACUGAGUCACUGGGUAAGUCAGACUACACAACUAGCUCCAACUCUUUAUGAUUAUGUAAAUGGUGUUUGCGACGGAAACACAGUUGAAAAGGAUGAAAUGUUGCCCUUGCAGCAUUAAGGCAUUUAAGUUACUAGAAGGGGGAUUCUUUCAGUGAAGCAUGUUGUUGCUGCCCAGUGCUUAAGUAGAAUCAAAUCCAGAUACUGUAAUUUCCAAGACAAUUGAAAUAUAUUAAAGCCACAAGUGAUACCCAAUCGCCCCAAAACUAAACUGUUUGUAGAGGGAAGUCAGUUGCUCUGUGCUCGAUUUGUAGAGCAAAGAGUACAAGCAAAUUAAAUAUUGAGACCAAAUAAGUGAUGCGGUGUAUAAAAAUAUUACCCAGGAGUAACCAAAUUUAGUACAGGGAAUAUGUCAACAUCUAUAGAAGUUUAUUUGGUAAAUUAAAAAUCACGGAAUUCUCUCUUGACACAUUUGGGACAUGUGCCUGUCACCCAAGUAUGACAUGGCUUUUACAUUUUGGCCUGUUAAUGUUGACCCAGUACUUGUAUCUGUUAUUAAAUGUCUAGCAAUCGUCAAAACACACAGAAUGCAAGAUCUGUUUUUUCUUGCAUAGAUACAGAUUUGGCGGCUCAAACAUUGUCUAUAAAGUAUGCAACCCCUUGAAUGUUUUCACAUUUUAUUGUUACACUAGCUGUGCUACCUGUUUAAAAUAGAUUGAAAUCUAACUAAUCAAUAUACAAACCAGGGUAUUCAGUGUUCACGUUGGCAUUGCACCAUCUAUUAGAAUAUAUUUAGUAAUGCAUGUAGCAGUAUAAAGCAUUGCUUUUGUCAUGCCAACAGGUGGCACAUCACAAACAUUUUUAAUAAUAAAAUGCAUUACUACAAAUGUUCGUGAUGCUCCAUCUGUUGGAGUGACAGAGACAUAGCAACCAGAUGAAUACACAGAUACAGACAUUUAUCCUUUUAUCAAGGUAGACAACACAGAAUCUCAGUGUAUUUAAUUUGGCUUUUUUGAUGCUGAGCAACAAAAAAAGGAAUCUUUAAUGUCAAAGUGAAAAUUGAUCUUUUCAAAGUGAUUUAAAUUAAUUGCAAAUGUAAAACACAAAAUAAUCGAUUGCAUGAGUAUUCAGUAGUAGUAGUCAGUAUUUAGUAGAUGCACCUUUGGCAGUCAUGACAGUCCUGAGUUUGUGUCCUCUGGUCUAUAUAUAUAUAUAUAUAUAUAUAUACACACAGUAUUUCCUGUUUGUAUUUGCAAAAUUGGUCAAGCUUUGUCAGGUGUCAUGAGACUGUGAGUGAACAGUCUAUCAAGUUCAGAUAAAAAAACCUCAGCUGGAUGUGGAUCUGGACUUUGAAUUGGCCAUUCCAUUAUAUUGUCAUUGUUGUUUGUAAGACAUUCCUGUGUAGUUAUGGCUUUGUUUGGGGUUCUUGUCUUGCUGGAAAAUGAACCGUCCAGUAUGCAGGUUUCUUGCAGACUGUGUCAUGUUUUCCUUUCCUGUAUUUAUUUUUUCUUCAUGAGCCUUGCAGGGCCAGCCAGACUCGGAGCAGACUCUGAUGGCCAAAAAAACUCAAUCAGACCAUAGUGAGCUGACUUCAGAGUUUUCUGUGUGCCUUCUCACAAACUCUUGCUGAGAUGUUGUGCAUGUUUUUUUUUCCCCUCCUUCACCGUAAAUUUUUCUUUGCCAUGCUCCAAUCUUAGCCCACUGUAUCUUGUAACUCCUUCAGAGUUCUCAUAGGUCUCUUGUUGGCCUCCUCACUAAUCUUCAUCUUCUUGUAUGAUCACUCAAGUUUUUGUGAACAGUCUGCUCUAGGCAGAUUUACAUCUGUGCAAUACUCUUUCCAUUUCCUAAGGACAAAUUUAACUAGACAUUCAGUGACAUGGACAUUUUGUCUCUGUCCCCUCCCCUGUACUUAAACUCACUUUUUCAUGACAUUGCUUGGAGUCUCAUUUUUGUCUUCAUUUUGUGAAGUAAGUCAGUAUGGUGACCUUUUAGCAUCUAGGGGCACGUAGACUAAAACCGAUUGAAAUCCCAGACAGGUGGCCUCUUAUUGAACUAUUGCUGUGACUUCUAAAACCAGCUGGUUGCACCUGUGAUUAUUUAGGUGUGUCAUAUUAACACUUAUACAAUCAAUUAUUUGUGUUUAAUAUUUCUAAAUAAUUGGCUGCUUUUCAGAGAUUUGUUCUCACUUUGACAUUAAGUAGUCUUUUUUUUCUGUUGAUCGGUGUAAAAAUGUCAAAUUACAUCCACUGUGACUCAGUGUUGUGUCACAAUAAAAUGUGAAAACUUCCAAAGGAGUAAGUACUUCUUCUUAUAUGUACUGUAUUUGCUCCUUUCCAAUCUUUUGAUUGCUUAAGCAAGUCCCCUGAAUUCAGUGACAUAGUUAACUCGCAUCCAGGUUUACAGUAACUCAUUCCUUUUACCAUAAAAGUUUCAUUUUUAAGCCCACUAAACAUUCAGGCAUAACGUUCUUCCAAAUACGUGGAUAAGAAGGGAAAAUGUUAAACCAUGCAGUGCUGCGGCAGUAUUUUUUAAAUAUGAAAGGCAAGCACAUUAAGUAUGAUAUUACACUUUAAAUAAUCAUGGCAGCUAAUUUUGUAUGGCGAAAACAAAGUAGAUAAGUAAAAUUGUUGCAUACAUACAAACAGAUAUACUGUAUACAAAAUGUUAUAGCAAAGCCAGUUAGUACAAGCUUUGUUUGAUCUCACAAUACAUCUGUUGAAAAGGCCUCAAGUCCACACUGGGGCAAUAUUUGUGAUACUUUUAAUGUCUUAUUUUUUUAUGCCACAUAAAUUGUACAUAUUCCAAAAAAAAAAACAACAAACUGGCAGCUCAUUGACCUAUACCAUUUUCAGUCCUGGAUGGCCACAGUGGUUUUAGGUCUUUGCUACAUGGAAUCUGCACUUUAGAAGACCGUUCCUAAUGUUGGUUAGAUAUACUGUAAUUUAUUUGUUCCAAAGGGGAAAUUAAGACUUUUGUAAACAAGUUGUUUAAUUCUGUGCCUCAUUUAUGCACUAUUCUCUCUGAUGAUGUUGAUUUUGCUUUUCUAAGGGAUAUCAUUAACAUGUAUUAUGGACCAAAGCAGAUCAGCACCUCUUUCCUGGUCCUUCACUUUUUUUUUUUACUACAAGUGUUUAAUGAAAAUUUCAUAAUGAACAUGAAGGUACAAAAGGGACCUCCUUAUCUAAUAAAGCCAGUGCCACAUUACGCGAUUUCUGGCCGUGGCGUAUGUCAUCACCAGAACAUGUUGGCUUAAUGACAUAAACUAGCCGGACAUGUCUACUUCACUGACUGAGUCACGACCUUCCAGCCCUGUCAUGCUCACCCUUUUUUUUUUUUUUUUUUUUUUUGGAACAGUCAAUAACAUGUUGCAUGGUGGAGCCGGUGAACAGGAAGGGUGAACAGGAACAUCUGAGUUCAGCCACAAUUUUUUGCCCCUUAUUCUUUUUCCGUUGUGUCGUAGAAUGUAAAACGACACAUCAGACAGACGCUUCUCUCCUGUUUGUGAGUUUUAAAGUACAUUCCUCGUUUCUGCAUUCUGUGCUUUUUAAUUCAUUGUUUUUCAGCUCCCGAGCUCUCAGAGGCCACCUCUGUGACUAAAGACAAUAUCAUACCUGUUUAAUUUUAAGUUGCUGGGCAUGUUACAUUACAUGACUGGCUUCAGGGGAGGACACCGCCAACUGACUCAGAUUUGUUAACAAUAUGUAAAUGAAUGCUCUGUCUGAAGAUCGCUGGAAAAGUUGUGUUAUUUACCAUGGCCUUAAGAUGUUUGGUAACAGGUUAAGCAAAAAGAAAUUCAAAAUAUGAAAGCAUCAGUUUUAAGAAUUGAAGAAGCAAUAAAGGAUUGUGGAUCUUAUUUGAACUAAAAUUAAGCCAAAAAUAUUUUUGCAUUAGCAGUACUAAUUGGCUUCUCAUUGGAGGGGAGAGGGAAUCUUGACUGGAAUAAAAAUUGUCAAACAAUGUGGACUUUCAAGAUCAAGACUGAGUAUCCUUAUGUUAAUGGCCACCUCAGAAAAAGAAAAUCUGCAAUAUCAGAAAUACCUGACAAUGCAAGAUGAGCAAGAGCUGACAUAGCACUGAAGCAAAUAGCUGGUUUCUUUAACAUUAUGAACUGGUUUAUAAAGUGGAGACUGGUUAAAGCAAAAACCUGCACCAGCCCUACAUGUCCAGGCUGUUACACAAAUGCAAAUACUGUCACCAGUUAAUAACCGUCUUGUGAAGUAGCUCUAGACAAUUGACCUACUUGCACUGCCUCGCACCUAUACUCAAUACAUUUUAGUUUAGGCGUUCAAUAGUCAGAGAAAACCAGCAAGUGAUAGAACUAAAAUGUGAUUGUAAAUGUUCUCUACAAAAAAAAUUUCAUUUCUUAUUAUUUGGAACACGGUAAACCACUGCAGAACUGAUAUAAUUCAUAAGGCUAUAAUUCCCAUCUUUCCUACAUAAAGCAUAGGACUAGAAUCACAAAUGGGGAUUACGGGUUUGUCAUCUGUGUUGGUGUUCGAUUUUUCCAACUACACUGCAUUUUAUCAUUCUGCUUUGUCUUGCAGAAAGUAUGUGUGUAUAUAUAUAUAUAUAUAUAUAUAUAUGUGAGAGAGAGAGAGGUGGGUGUAGACAAGGAUGUUGAAAUGUGUACUCCUGCAAUAGCACAAAACAAAGCACAAUCAUCUGACAUCCUAAACUGUGUGUGCAAGUUAUGACAAGAGGACACAUGUCUGAUCUAGCUCAGUUCUUCACAUUGCACAAGAAGAUUCAGGCUCAGGCCAAGGCAGAAACAAUGUAUAAAGUAUGAAUGGCUGAAGUGGGUGCUUGGAACACAACCUUUUUUUUUUCCUUAUUGUUCAUUUAUAUUUAUUUCAAGACUCUUAAAAUACUUGAAUACGGGGUCACUGGGCAUUUUACUUUCUUACUCAUGUACUGUUGCAGUGUUGCCCUCACUCUACUGUCCAGUGUUGCCAUUUAGCCGCUUAAAGUGGCCAUGUCUGGACUUAAUCAAAAUGUUCGACAAACACAGGAAGAUCUUUCUAAACCACUUUCUACAAUCUUCCUAAUACAGAAAACCUAAAGUCACAGAAACUGGUAAACAUACUUGGUAUUGUUGGUAGAACAAGUCUCAUGUUGUUUUUAAAGAAAUAUACAUCCGAGUUAUAAAUCAGCUGGGAAGACUGCAGAGAUGACUCCUGGUCUAAGACAUUUUUAAACUGUAUCUGUGGUAUGGACCAAAGCACUGUAUCUGGAUGGGUUUACCUUGUCUAUCUAUGUCACAGCUGGGUGGGUGGCCGGCUGGCUGACGGCUUCCAUUUGGUGCCUUGUUAACUAUAUUUCACUAGAGGAAGCGUGAAGUUACAAAUGGACCAAUCCAUUAUCAAUACAUCCUGUUUUUUGUUUUUUUUUUUCAGUCUUUUGACAGGUGUUUUAAUGUUGUAAUUUUCUUUUUUUUUCCCCCCAAAAAAGAUCUGUACAUGAAUACAGACUGUCUUUUACCAGCAAGUUAAAAAUCUACUCUGGAAGUUUUGUAAUAUACUGAACACAUUUGUUUUACAUAAAGAUGUGUUUCUU
Messenger RNA from Polypterus senegalus (gray bichir), 12363 nucleotides. It is a transcript of the gene usp49, whose product is annotated as ubiquitin specific peptidase 49. Lineage: Eukaryota; Metazoa; Chordata; Cladistia; Polypteriformes; Polypteridae. Gene Ontology annotation, cellular component: cytoplasm. The record is from RefSeq and is a predicted model, not a curated record. Gene Ontology annotation, biological process: protein deubiquitination. The coding region runs from base 2394 to 4436 and encodes 680 amino acids. The transcript has 8 exons. Gene Ontology annotation, molecular function: cysteine-type deubiquitinase activity; zinc ion binding.